This is a messenger RNA of Megalopta genalis, 3833 nucleotides long. Its product is annotated as post-GPI attachment to proteins factor 6. Gene Ontology annotation, cellular component: membrane. Lineage: Eukaryota; Metazoa; Arthropoda; Insecta; Hymenoptera; Halictidae. The record is from RefSeq and is a predicted model, not a curated record.
CAUAGACAAGUGUAUCGUUUGAAUGAUCCUCACUACGAAGCUUAAAUUUCUUAAAUAUCGGUAACAAUGAGUGCGACAGGAUAAUGAUAAUGACACUUUUGAAAACUCAUUUCUAAGUGAAAAAAUAGUACAUUAGAUGUCAAAUCUAUGUACUCCUAUACCUCGUCUCUGGUGUCAUGAAACUGUUGGUAAAAUCACCCUCCCGCAUACCCACCCACCCUCUGCAAUUUAUAUAUUGUCCUCUACAGCUGAUCGAAAGGAACCCACAUAAACUGGUAGACUAAACACGCAAACAUUCCGAGUUAGUGUAGUUAUUUCGUCGUGCAUACAGAAUGUACGAUCAGCACAGUAAUCUAAGAAGAAUCGAUAAUUAAUGGAAAGUGAAUGGAGCCGGACCGGUCGAUAGUAGCUUUAAUUUUUCUGUGAUAUCGAAAAAAAUUGUCAUGCUUCCAAUAUGUUAUUUUCCGAGACGAUAUCUUAUGAUACUUCAACUUCACGUUCUUCUGUUGCUAUUACUUUUCCCAGCCAAAGAGUGUACUAUGCCGGAAGCAAGUCAAGAGGGCUUGCUACAUUCAUUCAAAAGUUACUCUGAUAUAGCAAUGUUUCAUUACACGGUUCCGAAGGAAGUGCACAGAGCUACGUGGCAGUUUGCUGCUUUCAUGGAUAGGCAAGAUUGUCCAGAAAGAAAAGUACAUAUAUAUCUACAGUGGGGCAGUUAUCCUGUGAUAUCUGUAAAUAACGAUACAUUUCCUAGUGACAUGUAUCCCAAGCGUAAUCAGACAAUUGUAGUUUCUGCAGUCACAACAUUUGAACCAAAAACUACUGCAAUCGUUCCAGUCUAUGGACCAGAGUCUGGAGACUGGUUUGUGGGAGCUUAUUUGUCCCAUUGGGACGAGAAGGUUCAACAACAGGGGCUAGGACACAAAUGCCAUUAUAGCAUAGGUUCUGUAGCUAUAUGGACGCAGUCCAAUAAUAUGGAAAAUAUUCCAAUUGGUAGUCAAGUUACAUUAAGAACAAGAGGAACUACUUCCUAUUACAAAAUAUACAUACCAUCAGGAACAUGGAAUUUUCAAGUUCAUGUCUGGGGUUGUAAUUUUACUGUGUACAAGUACCUGUAUCCGUCUCGUGACAUACACGAACGUACUUGUAUUCAAAGUAUGGCCUUACAAGGGCGCUCAUUACCCGUUUUUAACCACUCUGAACCCAGUGAAAUCGGAAACUUGACUGUGUUAGAUUCUUAUACCUUUGUGGAGUCUUCUCCAUACGAGGAUAGCUACUAUUAUCUAAUGAUUAUUUCAACUAGUAUUAUUAAAGUAAAUAUUGAAGUAAUCACUUCAGAAUGUCCAGUCAGAGUAACAGAGAAGUCUUUCGUAAGACAGUAUUUAGAUGCACCUUCGUUUUCUCAGGCAUUAGUUCAAUUACAUAUGAAAGAUUUAACAAAACAUCAUAUUCAUCACGACGACGAUAAAAAUAAUAAUGGAUCACUGUACAAUGGAAUUGAUAUUAGAAAUCAGUUUCAUGUGUCGGAUGAAAGUUUUGAUGAUCCAUGUGUUCCAAGAUAUCAACUUGCUAGGAUUAAGCAUUCACAAACAUUUUCCGGUGUCUAUUUAUUACAGGGUAAAGAAUGGUUAACUUCCUGGGUAAUGUUAACGGAUAAGCAUCCAGUAAUAACGCAAUUUAACAUAUUGCCAUUGAUAGACAUCGGUGGUACACUCGAUAUUAGUGCACAUUUAGAAAUGGACAAAGUAGUAACCAGGCAGCUGGUUAAAGUUAUACUUUGUAUACGGCGCGGUCGAGUUCCAGGUAGAUCUAGAGGUAAUGUAAUAUGCAACGAUUCAAGAAUGUCGAUGAAUUUGUCGUCAUUCGAUAAACACGAUUCAAGCCUGCUAAUACCGUAUCCACAGCCGGAUACUUGGUAUGUUGCUUUGCAAGCAACAUGUUAUUUCAACGGACAUCCUGUAAAUUGCGAAAUGGAAGAAAUUUUAGUAUCGUUGGAUAUACGAACAAGGCAAUGUGUAUUUCCUGGAAAUUAUCCAUGUGGUCAUCAUGGAAUUUGUCAAGAAAUCCACAGAGAUAUUCUUUAUUACACAACAUGCAAAUGCUUCGAAGGGUACAAAGGAUGGGGUUGUACAGAUGCUACUAGUGCCAAUCCAGAGUCUUCUCUUCUCAUGACAACAUUGAUGCUCACUUUAAGUAAUGGUUUUUUCAUACCUGCUAUAUAUUUAGCUGUUAAGCGCGGAUUAUAUACAGAAGGAUUAGUGUACAUGGCAACUAUGCUUUUUUCGUCUCUCUACCAUGCUUGUGAUCAACAUGUAAUGACAUAUUGCGUUGCUAAAUAUGAAGUUCUACAAUACAGUGACUUUUUUUCGAGUAUAUUAGCAUUUUGGGUGACGCUCGUUGCAAUGGCUGAAAUACCAACUCAUUUUGUAUCAUUGUGCCAUAUGUUUGGAGUUCUUAUAAUAGCUUUCGGAGUGGAGUCUAAUAAAACAAGCCUAACUAGUAUAUUGGUACCUUUGGGAAUGGGUGUUAUGAUUCCAAUGGGAGCGUAUGUUUACCGCUGUUAUCAAUUGAAGAAAUGGAAGAAACCUGACAGAAUUUCGAAACUAUUGGCAGGAUUGUUAUUAGCAACAGUAGGUCUGUUGCUCUUCUCUUUAGUUGAAACAGAAGCUAAUUAUCAAUAUGUCCAUAGCGCGUGGCAUAUGAUAAUAGCAAUUUCACUAAUAUUUCUAUUACCGCCAUCGCCAAUGGAACCAGCUAGUUCUUCAGGUACAAGCUCAUUCAGCGACGACAGCGAAUUACUUGAUUACAAAGAUGCGCAUGGCAGUCCGAUUUUUACGGUAACCACUGGCCAGGAAAGCUUGGUAAUCGCGUUAAAUUGAGGAUUGUGUUAAAGAUAAGUAGGACAAAAAAACCAAAUACGUACCAUUGUUUAAGUUAUUUGUGCCAAAAGAGUGUUCUAAUUCUCUAAGCAAGAAAGGUAGGUUACGGUAUUAUGAUAAUCAAAACUAGAAGAUGUGUGUACACGUGCACAUACCAUCUACGCAUGGUGUCCCAUUUUAAUAUUUGCCUGAAAUUAUUUUCUAAAUUAUUGAAAAAGCGUUUCAAGUAAAACUUACAUAUUUCUAGGGGUGCCUUUAAGUGGUGUACGCGAGGCUUGUCUAGAUUGAGACAUCUCUGAAAUUAUAAGGUGACCACUAAUUUUUUAAAUGGAACUAUAUAAAAUUUGCAUUUACUAUAAGAUGCCUCUAUCCUUCAGAAUAAAGGAUAAGUUAUAUUUGAAAUGUUUUCAUCGGAAGAUAAUUGAGUAGGCAGAUCAAAAUGGGACACUCUGUAUGUAUUGGGGGUAUCCAUAAGUAAUGUAAUUUUCUUUUAGAUGGAAUAAACGUUAUUGCUCGCGGAUUUGAUCUAGUAUUAUGUAACAUAUAUGCUAAUUUCAUUUACUGACAUUUAGUGUGUUUAUUGCAAAUUUUUGAAGAAAUUUGGGCGUACCAUCAUAAUGUGUUGGCAGAAACCAAUUUUUUUUCACAAAAUUUUUACUACACAUGAAGAGUGGAUUCUAUUCAAUAAAUCAUAUAAGAAGAAACGAUGGUUUACACCAGGAUAGCUGGUCUUCAACGGUGCAAAACCGACAUUACUUAUGGGAAACCCUAAUAGAUCAAAUAUGCAUUUAUGUAUAAUUUAUAUAGUAGUUCCUAAGUCAAUGCAAAUAUGUGGUUAUAGGGUAAUCUAUGUGGAGAUUUUCAACUCAAUACAACGCGACAAACGUGUAAAGAUAUAUUGUGUACAUAUAGUCAUAAACAUUACAUCAACUUGCUAUGGUGCUAAUACUCUUA